Molecule: messenger RNA, 797 nt
Organism: Nipponia nippon (crested ibis)
Lineage: Eukaryota; Metazoa; Chordata; Aves; Pelecaniformes; Threskiornithidae
Source: RefSeq, a predicted model, not a curated record
GCGUCACCAAGACCCACAACUUGGCCUUCCAGGAGUGCGAGCGGCUACAGGCCGUUUUCGACACCCAGCGCUGCGCCAGCAGCCUCCGCGCCCCGGCACGGGUGCUGGCGGAGGCCGUGGUCCACUUUUCCCCGACGCUGGCUGAGGUGACGCUGGGGGCCGGCCCCGGGGGCAAGAUCAGCCUCCGAAACUACGUGGAGGACGAGGCGGAGCCGAGCAAGACGAUGGUGACGGAGCUGUGGCUGGCCGAGGACGAGUUCCAGACGGCGGCCGUGGCCCCGGGCUCCCACAUCACCUUCUGCCUCAAGGAAUUUCGGGGGCUGCUGAGCUUCGCCGAGGCCUCCAACCUGCCCCUCACCAUCCAUUACGACGCGCCCGGCAGGCCGGUGAUCUUCACCCUGGAUGAUGCCGUGCUGGAGGUCCACCUGGUGCUGGCCACCCUCUCAGACCCAGAAAGCGGCUUGCAACCCACCCCGGCCAACGGUGUGUCCCACCUGCCCGCCCCAUCAGAUGACUUUGCCGAUGACCUCGAAUCCUACAUGAUUGCCAUGGAAACCAGCACCCACGAGGAGGGCUCGGGGGUGCCCCCCAGCCCCACCUUCCCCCUGCGCACCCCACGUCCAGCGGAAAGCGACCCUGAGGAGGAGGAGGAGGAGGAAGAGGACGGAGCUGUGCCGGGGACGCCCCCUCACAAGAAGUUUCGCUCCCUGUUUUUUGGCUCGGUGCUGACACCGGGGCGGCCCGGCCCGGCCCCCACCCAGGAGGUGCUGGCAGAGGACAGCGACGGCGAGUACUGA